AUGUCUGAUUCGGAGAGACAGCCUGCAUCGGAGCAGACACCUCUUCUCCGCGAUGUAUCGGAGAGCAAUGCGCAGGAUACCCCGCUACCAGAAGAGCAUAGCACAAAGGAGCUGAUCUGGAUCCUGGGUAGCAUCUGGCUGGGUGUAUUCUUAGCAGCGCUAGACACAACAAUUGUAGCCACGCUGUCCGCGCCUAUCUCGUCUUCCUUCAAUUCCUUUUCGCUGCUCUCGUGGCUGGCUACCUCUUAUCUGAUCUCCAAUGCCGCUUGCCAACCCCUCAGCGGAAGACUAACUGAUAUUUACUCCCGUCGCUGGGGAUUGGUCUUCUCCAAUGUAUUUUUCGCCCUUGGAAACCUGAUCUGUGGCCUGGCGAGAGCUCAAUGGGUGAUCAUCCUUGGUCGCGUCGUGGCGGGAGUCGGCGGAGGUGGUCUUACAGCCAUCUCAACCUUUGUCACGUCGGACUUGAUCCCUCUUCGCAAACGCGGUAUCUGGCAGGGUAUUGGAAAUAUAUGCUACGGUGCUGGAAUGGGACUUGGAGGUGUUUUCGGUGGCUGGAUCAAUGACACACUGGGAUGGAGAUGGGCAUUCUUGCUUCAGGUCCCUUUCUUGGUAAUCUCCUGCAUCUUGGUCGCAGUGAAGGUGAAAAUCCCUGUCAAAGAAUCGGAUACUGCCCGGAUCAAGCGAGUCGACUUCCUCGGUGCCAUUACGCUAGCUCUGACAUUGGUGUCUCUACUUCUGGGCCUAAACACCGGCGGAAACCAGGUACCCUGGACUCACCCAUUGGUCUUGGCAUCCCUGGUUAUGUCCGCUGUUUUCCUGGGUAUCUUCAUAUACGUCGAAGCCUAUGUUGCCACUGAGCCUGUCAUCCCAGUGCGCCUUCUCCUGAAUCGGACGGUCGCGGCUGCUUGUUUGACCAACUGGUUCACCACGAUGUCUGUGUUUGGACUUCUCUUCUACCUACCUGUUUACUUCCAGGUUCAGGGUCUUUCGGCCACUGCUGCUGGCGCUAGAUUGAUCCCCCAAGCCAUCGGUACCUCGAUUGGAUCUUUAGGAUCGGGUCUCAUCAUGCGUGCCAGCGGCCGCUAUAACCUACUCAACUAUAUUGCUAUGGCUAUCCAGGUUAUCUCGGCUGGAUUGAUCUGCACCAUGACUCUGUCUACUCCUAUCGGACUACCGUUUGUCUAUUUCUUCUUGGGUGGUGCAUCUUACGGCAGCAUGUUGACCAUCACAUUGGUGGCGCUCAUUUCCGCGGUGGAUCAUCAACACCAUGCCGUGGUGACCUCCGCCUCUUACGCUUUCCGAAGUACCGGAAGCACCAUUGGUAUUACUAUCGCCUCAGCCGUCUUCCAGAACACUCUCAAGCAGGGGCUUUGGUCUCGAUUUGGUGAUCACGAUCACGCAAAGGAGCUGAUUGGACGUCUUCGUGAUAGCUUGGAUGAGAUCUGGAAUCUUCCCGCAGACUGGAUUCCUGGUGUGUUGGACGCUUACAUGACUUCCUUACGGUCUGUAUUUUUGACCCUGUUGGGUCUCGUCGUGUUGGGGGCUUUAGCCAGUCUUGCUAUGAGAGAGCAUAAACUGCACAACAAUUUGGCUCGUCGGUAA
Messenger RNA from Penicillium nucicola, 1602 nucleotides. RefSeq lists its product as uncharacterized. The transcript is spliced from 2 exons. The coding region runs from base 1 to 1602 and encodes 533 amino acids. The record is from RefSeq and is a predicted model, not a curated record. Gene Ontology annotation, molecular function: basic amino acid transmembrane transporter activity. Gene Ontology annotation, cellular component: fungal-type vacuole membrane. Lineage: Eukaryota; Fungi; Ascomycota; Eurotiomycetes; Eurotiales; Aspergillaceae. Gene Ontology annotation, biological process: basic amino acid transport; transmembrane transport.